GGGAAGCCCGGAGCUCCUCCGUCUCCUGUCCCAACCAUGGGUAGAAGCUCAUGCUGCUCCAGGGAGAAACUCAAGAAGGGGGCUUGGAGCGCCGUCGAGGACAAGGUGCUCCGUGACUACAUCAGAGUUCAUGGCGAGGGCAAGUGGGGAAAGGUCCCCAAGAAAGCAGGGCUGAAUCGGUGUCCCCGGAGCUGCCGGCUGCGGUGGCUGAAUUAUCUGCGGCCGGAUAUUAAGAGGGGGAACAUAUCCGAUGAAGAGGAAGACCUCAUCAUCAGACUCCAUAAUCUCUUGGGAAACAGGUGGUCUCUCAUAGCCGGAAGACUACCGGGUCGAACAGACAACGAGAUCAAGAACUACUGGAACACCGUCCUGAAGAAGAAGCUGCAGGCUCAGCCGGUUGCAUCGACGGCAACCACCGUCCUGCACUCGGACCGGGAUGGAGCCGCGACCCUCAAGAACGAGAAAGAGGCCGAGGCCUCAACGCAGUGCAGCCAGGACCGCGCCGCGAGCCGUCAUCAGCAAUCGGGCAGGAGCGUGCAGAAUGUUCAUUGCAAUCGGUUCAACUCGUCGGCGCCGGCGGUCGGAGACCUCCAUUCCGAUGGUUCUUCCAUGGCGGCCGAAGAGUGCGAUCUGUUUGACAUACUCAAAGGUCUCGAUACCGAGGAGCUCUGCUCGAGGUAUCUUCUGGAACUAGACUUCUUCCAGCUCCUUGGGAGCACUGUCCCACAGGACACGAGAGACUGGUGUGGUGGUGGUGGUGGUGGUGACUCCUAUGUGUUCUUCGAUGAUAGAUUGCUCCUCGAGGGUGCUAUUUCUGAUACUUGGAUUGGUGGCGAGCACAUCUGAUCUUACGGUGGUCCAGCAUCUGAUGAUUUGGUACAUUCUUCCAGUCCAAAUCAGAAUAUGAGUUUGUGGACCAAACAUGUGGUUUUAGAGUGGCAUGCUCAGACAAUAAUAGUGUGCCCUCUGUCACUCUCUAUGCAAAUGUUUUAGCAGUGUAAGCCUUUACCUUUUUCUUUU
This is a messenger RNA of Musa acuminata subsp. malaccensis (wild Malaysian banana), 1020 nucleotides long. RefSeq names its product transcription factor MYB1-like. Lineage: Eukaryota; Viridiplantae; Streptophyta; Magnoliopsida; Zingiberales; Musaceae. The record is from RefSeq and is a predicted model, not a curated record.